AUGGUACCUCCAACAUCAAAGAAAGUCAAUGAACCAGACAAGGAAAAAAAAAAAAGGGAAAUAGAGCUUGAAAGAGAAAUAACACAACUAAAAUUACGAAUACGGGAGCGUGACCGAACAAUAUUUGAUCUGGAAGAACAGAUCCGAGGCAAAGAUGCAAUUAUCGUUGACAGGUGUCAGCUGAUCGAACGUCUUGAGCAGUUCCAUUUUGAACGAUCCUCACCUGAUCAGGAUUCUUUGGAGGAAAAAUCAGAAAGUACCGUUAAGUAUGUGAAUGUGAAUGAAAAUGAUGCUUUGAAAACGGAACAGGAAGCACAGUUACUGGAGGAAUUAGAAGAAGAACGAAAAUUCAAAGUGAAGCUUAUGGAGCAAAAUGCACUUUUAUUACAGCAAUGGGAUGAAGCAUUAGCGUACGUUGAGCAGGUACAAAAGAUGCUCCAAGCCGAGCUGAAGCGGACCAGCACACUUAUUGACGAAAAUGCGACCAUGAGGAAGCGUAUCAAUGAAACAUUAGUUAUUUCUAAAAAUGGUAUACAAUUCGUAGCACUCCUACUUGUACUAUCCAGUCUUUAUCUAUAUUCAUGGAGUUAA
This is a messenger RNA of Brugia malayi, 591 nucleotides long. RefSeq lists its product as uncharacterized. The transcript is spliced from 4 exons. The record is from RefSeq and is a predicted model, not a curated record. The coding region runs from base 1 to 591 and encodes 196 amino acids. NCBI's taxonomy places the organism in Eukaryota, Metazoa, Nematoda, Chromadorea, Rhabditida, Onchocercidae.